This is a messenger RNA of Paramuricea clavata, 887 nucleotides long. The record is from the annotation of a GenBank genome assembly. NCBI's taxonomy places the organism in Eukaryota, Metazoa, Cnidaria, Anthozoa, Malacalcyonacea, Plexauridae.
AUGGACGAUGAAAGUGAAGUCGUGGUAAAACGAAUGUUAACACAAAGUGGAGAAGAUGCAGCUGAAAAUGAAAACGGGAUUUUAAAUCUGAUAAAGACAGAGGUAUUCCCAUUUAUAGUCAGCUAUCGACAUUUUUUCCGCGAUGACACCUUUUUAUACCUAAAAAAUUUAAAAAUUUUUAUUAUCGAAAAUAAAUUUUUAAUAAUAUCAAAAAUUAAAUUAAAUUAUUAAUUUUUUAUUAUCGAAAAUAAAUUUUUUAUUAUUUAAAAUUUUUUAUUAUUUUUUAUUUUUUAAAUUUUUUUAUUAUCGAUCUGUGUGAAGAAAACUUGAACAAUUACAUCCAGUGACAAAAUAUUGAUUACCUCUAACAACAUGGCUCAAGAAUGAUCAAAGAAAUAUUAACAGAACUUACAUUUUUACACGAUCGACAGAUUUUGCAUAAAGAUCUAAAACCCCUAAACAUAUUUGUCGACAUUGAAGGUCGCAUGAGAUUGGCCAACUUUGCAAUAAGUCGCGUUCUAAAAGAAGAUGAAGCGACAGACUUCACAGAUCCAAAAGGAACUCCAAACUGGAUGCCUGCAGAAGUAAUUGAAUCAAUAAACCGUAACGAGAAAUGUCGUUUCAAAAAGAAAUCUGAUGUCCAGGUCGCAGGCAUGAUUGCAUUAUUCAUUUCAACCCAAGCUAAACACCCAUUUGGUUUUUCACCUGAUUGCAUGGGCAAUAUCCUGAAGGGAAAUCCAGUAAACUUGGGGAAUCUUGAUGAUCUUCAUGCCCGACAGUUUAUUACAAGGCUUAUUAGUCAUGAAAUUAAUGAUCGACCCUAUGCUCACGAAGCGUUGGAACAUUCUUUUCUCAACAAUAACAGAUAUAAUUUUUGCUAUAUGUGA